Danaus plexippus (monarch butterfly) is the source of this 5526-nucleotide messenger RNA. RefSeq names its product sodium/calcium exchanger 1 (gene Calx). Gene Ontology annotation, molecular function: calcium:sodium antiporter activity. Gene Ontology annotation, cellular component: postsynapse; sarcolemma; axon. The record is from RefSeq and is a predicted model, not a curated record. The transcript is spliced from 8 exons. Lineage: Eukaryota; Metazoa; Arthropoda; Insecta; Lepidoptera; Nymphalidae. Gene Ontology annotation, biological process: calcium ion import across plasma membrane; sodium ion transmembrane transport; cell communication. The coding region runs from base 61 to 2679 and encodes 872 amino acids.
AGUCGGGCGCCGGCCUUUGGCAGCGCCGGUCGCGCCCAUGGAUCGCGCAAGGUAAAGGGCAUGCGGCCCGCGCUCGCGGCGCUCGCGGCCUGCUGCGUGGUGGCGCGCGCCGAGCUGCCUAACGCUCGUUUGGCCGUGCGCAACACCACCAUCCACCACGUGCUCCAAUGCUCGGAUGGACUCGUUCUCCCAGCAUGGCGCCCCCUUGAAGAUGUCCCUAACCUUGAAAUCGCUUUCCGUGGCUUCAUUUACUUCCUGGUUCUUAUGUACCUCUUUAUUGGUGUAUCCAUCGUUUCCGACAGAUUUAUGGCAGCCAUUGAGGUUAUUACAUCUAGAGAAAAAGAGGUGCGCGUGCGACGAAAUGGCGCUGAGCAAAUUGUUGUCGUUCGAGUUUGGAAUGAGACGGUUGCGAAUUUAACAUUAAUGGCUUUAGGAUCAAGUGCGCCUGAAAUAUUACUCUCAGUCAUAGAAAUAGCUGGAAAAAAUUUUGAAGCUGGAGAUCUCGGACCGGGUACCAUUGUAGGAUCAGCUGCUUACAAUUUGUUUGUGAUUAUAGCCAUUUGUGUUAUGGUGAUUCCAGAUGGGGAAGUACGAAAAAUAAAGCAUUUGAGAGUCUUUCUUGUCACAGCUACUUGGUCAAUAUUUGCGUAUGUGUGGCUUUAUCUUAUUUUAGCAGUAAUAUCACCUAGUGAAGUGGAAGUUUGGGAAGGAGCUGUUACAUUUCUAUUUUUUCCUGCCACAGUUAUGACCGCAUAUAUAGCAGACCGAAGGCUUUUGGUCUACAAAUAUCUUAAAAAAGGUUAUCGUGUUAAUGAAAGAGGGGUUAUUGUCGAGGUAGAAGGUGAUGGCUCCGUUGAAAUGGCUUUAAAGCCAAACGAUGAUGGAACUGAAGAUGACGAAUUGGAAAAAUCACGAAGAGAAUAUAUACAGGUCUUACGUGAGUUAAGGAGACAAAAUCCCGAGGAAGACCUAGAAACUGUUGAGAGAAUGGCUUUAGAGACUUUGAUGGCACGUGGACCGAAAUCUCGUGCUUUUUAUCGAGUAUCAGCAACACGCAUGAUGACAGGUGGCGGAGACUUUUCCCGAAAAAUAUCUGAAAGAGCGCAAAGUGACUUAAGCGAAGUUAAAGCAGAAUUACAACGGCGAGAAUCAACAUCUACUGGAUCUGAGAUUAAAGGACCAAAUGUUCGUUUUGAUCCUGAUCAUUAUACUGUAAUGGAAAAUUGCGGUUCAUUUGAAGUGAGAGUGGUAAGAAGAGGCGAUUUAAAUGGAGAGGUCACUGUACAAUACUGUACCGAGGAUGGGACUGCUGAGGCCGGAUCCGAUUAUAUAGCAACACAGGGGUGUCUCGUUUUCGGUCCUGGUGAGGCAGAGAAAAAAUUUAGCGUGCAAGUAAUCGAUGACGAUGUAUUUGAAGAAGACGAACAUUUUACUGUUCGUUUAAGUUCUGCUAAAGGCGCUUGUUUGGCCUCACCAUCUACCGCCACUGUUGUUAUAUUAGAUGACGAUCAUUCCGGUGUGUUCUCAUUCCCCCAAAGGGAUUUCGAGUUGACGGAAUCUGUAGGAACAUAUGAAUUGAAAGUAGCAAGGACGGCAGGUGCUCGAGGCAAGGUACGAAUACCAUAUUGGACCGAAGAUGGAACAGCGAAGAGUGGUGCACAAUUUGAAGCAGUGCAAGAUCACAUUGUCUUCGAGAACAACGAAACUGAGAAAUUUAUUCCACUCCAUAUAAUAGAAGAGGAUAGCUACGAGAAAGACGUCCUGUUUUACGUCAACCUUGGAAAUCCGGAGUCUGUAGGGGAUAACAAUCGACCGAUUAUACCUGGUAAUGAAGCGGUGCACCUGACAACCCUGCCGGAGGAUGAGGCUGUGGUAGCCAUGAUGGGCUUCCCCCGAGCUGGUGAAAUCACACGCGCACAGCUCAGGAUAAAAGAAAGCAAAGAAUUUAAGAACACAGUAGAUAAGUUAGUGCAAAGAGCGAAUGCAUCGAUCAUAAUCGGAACGUCUUCGUGGAAGGAACAAUUCUCGGAAGCCUUGACAGCGAGCUCAGAUAAUCCCGAUGAACCUCCCUCAACAUUUGACUACAUACUGCACGUGUUUACGCUCUUCUGGAAGAUUAUAUUCGCUUUCGUACCGCCCACAGACAUCGGCGGAGGUUACGUCUGCUUCGUAGUGUCAAUUAUAUGUAUUGGAGUCGUCACAGCGGUGAUCGGUGAUGUUGCGUCUCACUUCGGCUGUACUCUUGGCAUCAAGGAUUCGGUCACAGCCAUCCUUUUCGUAGCUCUAGGGACAAGUAUUCCAGAUACUUUUGCGAGUAAAGUAGCAGCCAUUCAAGAUAAGCACGCGGACGCGUCUGUUGGCAAUGUCACUGGCUCGAAUGCAGUUAACGUUUUCCUGGGCAUCGGAGUUGCAUGGACUGUAGCUGCUGUGGUCCAUUGGAGUAAAAAUGAAAAAUUCAUUGUAGAUCCCGGAAAUCUAGCCUUCAGUGUCACCAUGUUUUGCUCGGAAGCAGCGCUUGCUGUUCUGGUAUUGGUGUUGCGGAGAAGAAAAUCAAUUGGCGGAGAAUUGGGAGGUCCAAAAAUUACCAAAAUUAUAACCUCUAUGUUCUUUUUCUCUUUGUGGUUGACUUAUCUUACAAUGUCGACCCUCGAAGCUUACGGCUACAUCAAAGGAUUCUAGCUCUUUUUGUCAUUGUAGUUUACAUUCAGAUCAAAUGACUAUGACAUUUAUAUAUAUACUUAUAAGUAUUUCAACUUCAAUAUUUAUAAGUGUGUGUAGUGAUAAAAUAAACAACUUUAAAAACAUAUAAAAUUUUAUCUAAACGUAGGCUCGCUAUCAAUCUUAUAUAACAAGCUAAAAUUGUUUAGACACUCGCAAAAUUCUUAAUGCACUAUUAAAAAAAAAAUCCUCAUUUGAUCUGAAUUGAAAUAAUGUUGUCCUUUGACCUGUAUGUUAGCAUAGAAUUUAAUAUAUUUUAGAUUCUAGACGUUUCUAGCAGUUGAAGUGAUGUGCUCAAAUGUACAGGUUUAAAAAUCCAUUGUAUUUCCUCCUUCAUCUAAAUGUUUCUUCUGGUUCUGAUAAAUUAAGCCUUGACGGCUGUGGUCUAAUUACCAUAUAUACUAUGUGUUAUGUGUGUGUUAUAAAUAAUAUAGCAUAUAUAGCGGUAGUUCAUUUUAGAGGAAUUUAUUAUAUAUGUCGCUGUAUAUUUAAUUGUCUUAAUGGACUUAGAGUAAAUUUCAAAUAUAUAUAUAUAAAAAUCAAGAAAACCGUUUAAAAUUAAUUAAAAUACGAUUUUGAGUCUUCGAACCGGCAAUAUAUUCAAAAAUAGAACAAAAAAAUCAUCACUCGUUCUUAAAAUAACAUCGUUAUAAGUGAUGAAGACAAAUUUGUCGAUAGAUUUAGUCAUCCUAGUGUGAAAUGAUGUUUACAGUGACUUAGUUUUUAUGUAAAUGUAUUAAAAUAAUGAUUUAUUUAUUAAAUUUAAGUGUAACAACAAAGAGAUUUUUAUAACAUUACUUAAAAAAUUAUUGGUGGUGUUCAUUUACAUAUAAAUAUUUAUUAUACAUUAUAAAUCUAAUAAAAAAAAAUUUUACUCUUGUAAUAUAAAAUGUCUGGUAGAAAUCUAACAUUGUUCUAUCUUCUCUGUAUAUCUCAACUGCCUUUGUAAUAGCUAGUGAUUAAUAUCUGCAUAUAUAACGAAAGAAAAUGACGCUUUAAAUAUAGGAAAGUAGAGAAACAUAUAUGACACUGGCACUAAAAGAUCAGUGUUAGGUCAGCACACGGAUUAGUGAAAGAUUAGACGUCUAGUUAAAAUAUAUCCUAUGAUUUUUUUUUUUUUUUAAUAAAAAUCGUUUCAACAAUAUCGAAAAAGUAUAUAUAUGUCUUUAAUAUUAACUUCGUAGAUUAUAUUCAUAAUGAUAUUUUACUUCAAAUGUCUUGAUAAAAGUAUCAAAAACAGACAUUCAGUAUUUCUUAACCCGAUGUCGAUAACUUUUGAUGUUAGUUCAACAAAACACUUGCUGUUUUUAUCAGUCUAGACGACGUGAAUAAAAUUCUUAUAGUUAUAAAAUUAAAAUAAUCUUCCUUACAAUUAAACUUUACGCAGUGAUGAAAAUUUAAUCUUUAUUUUGCAAGUAAUAAUAAAAAAUAAUGUCAUAAAUAUUGGGAACUUUUUAUAGUAAAUAUUUAGAGAAUAUAUAUAUUUAUAUAUAUAUAUGUAUCACGGAUUUAUAUAAAACAUUUCAUUUGUCCGGACCAAAAUUAUUUUCGAAUUUAUUUACAUUAGUAUUUGCUAUCUCUUUCUAUCUCUGUCACUAAUAUUUCGAACAUUUUUAAAGACAUAGCGAAUAAAAGUAAUAUUUAUCGAAUAAUAGAUAUCUGAAUAUAAUUAUUAUAAAAAAAUAUAUCAAUGUAAUUUAAAUAUACUUAUCGUUUUUAUCAAUAAAAAAUAUAGGUUUACAAAUUAAUAACGAUAUGAUAAAAUUUUCUUUUAUGUCGUAUAUCUUAUUUGAUUUUCAUGUCAUGCUAUUGAUAAAUGUGAACGCAAAAGUUAAUGAAAAAGAAGAUUUUUUGGUUAUAUAUUUAUUAUAAUAAGGUAAACACUGAAUUUGGUUCAAGCUCUCCUUCAUUAGACGCUGGGAAAUUCACUUGAUGGGUCUCAUUUCAUCAUUCAUUGCCGUCCGCAUAUUUACUUAGGAAAUAAUUACAGAUACAUCGAAUUAAAUAUAAAUAAUAUUAGUUUCAUUAUCAGUUUAUUUACAACAUAAAUAGCGCAUUUAAAUAAUUACAUAUAAAGAAUAAGUGACCCUAAUCCGUGAACUUUUAAUAACAAACUCGAGUUAUUACUAAAUUAUGAGAGCAAAGAAAAGAUAUAUCAGAUAUAAUAUAUAAAAAUGCUAUUAAUAUUCAUAAAAUUAUAAUUUACAACUUCCAACAAAACAUAAAUUCAAUUUCAGUUUGCUAAGCAAUCAAAAAUUUCAAAGCCUCUCGUAUGUGGAAAGUAGAGUGCUCAGGACUUUCAAAAAGUUGGAAGUAAAUUAACAAAACCUGUUACGAAUUGAGAACACUUACAAAUGGCCACAAAACGUUUUUUAGUUUGUUUGCCAUAUAAAAAUAUCAAGAGACAUUCGAGCGUAUUUUCAUUUUUUACACAGUUUAUCUUCGAGAAGGCUUUUUAGCUAUAAUUCGCAAUUCAUAAAACAUUAUACAAAUAUCAACACACAAGUAAACAAUUAAUUUUGAUCAUUUACUAUUAUAUGUUCUUAUGUAUUAUUAAUGAAAAUAUUUAUUAUGUUAAGUUAUUUAUAAAAUAAAUUCCAAAUAUAUAAAAAAAUAACUUAUAUUAGAAAUUAAAAAUAAAACUAUACUCUUUCCUCUUAGUAGAAAUCUUCUAGAAGUUAAAUAUUAACAUAGUGUCCUAAGUUUGUGCUUAAUGUUGAUGUAUUUUUGUUGAUAAACGGCACGCCAAUAAUACCUAGUUAUUUUGAUAAUUAUUCUUGUUAAAGAUUAAAGUGUUUGUUAAGUACA